CGGAAAUGCUUCGUAUAAUUAUAAUACCAUCCAUACGAAUACUCCAAACAACUUUGAUGUGAAGUUGGCAAUUGGCACGAUCCCGACCUAUGUGUUAAUAAAAACAGAGCCUCAUACGGAAAUACGGAGCCUGUAUACGGAUACGUAUACGGAAAUCCGUAUACGGAGCCUGUAUACGGAUAAUGAUGAAACAACGUUUAGUGGAGAACAAAAGAUGAUAAACUCUUCAUUGAAAAAUACAAAGACAGAAGAAACAAAAACAGCCAGAAAAAGGUCAAUUACUAUAAAGUCUAAAGCUAUAAAGAAUCCCGGUUUCAUUAAAAAUACCGAAAAAUAUAAAAAUCCAUUUGAUUAUUCCGACCAUUUGAAGAAUUCAAAAGAGCCACCAAUGACAGAAGAAGAGCGGCAAAAUAUAAAAAAAUUUGUAUGGGAGUGUAAAGUUUGUUGUAAAGAACAUGAGAGCAAAGAGAGUUUACUUGAACACUACGAAAUGCAUAAAACAAUAGCAGAACAUUUAGAGGAUUGUAGUGAAGAUCAAGCAGAUAAAUACGUAUUUUUGGAUACAGAUGACGAAAAAGUUACUUGUGACCUGUGUUUGGCGACUUUAAAAAAUAAGGCGACCUAUCAUAUUCACCUUCAACAGCGCCAUAGAUCGAAAGAAAACUACUGUGAAAUAUGCAAGUACAACUUCGCAAAUGAGUUCAGCUUGAGCAUCCACAAUGCCACACACAGUUCUGACCCCUCAACAUUUGUUUGUGUCAUUUGUAAAAGUUUUAGUACUGUAAUUACAGACUCCUUGUUUUUUCAUAUUCGUACAGAACACUUAAAAGAAGAAUUAUACUGUAGUGAAUGUGACACCCAUUUUUUCUCAAACACUUGGCUUGAAGAUCACAAAAUGUUUCAUAAAAUGUAUAAAGAGUUUGAACCGAAGCGUUGCAAAGUUUGUUCUCGCGAAUUUCCAACCACUAAGCAAUUGCUGGUCCACAUACAAGAAAGCCAUAGCGACAACUCUCUCAUCAAAUUCAAAAAAUAUAAAUGUACUGCGUGUGAUUUGACUUUACCAUAUAAAAGGAAUCUGGAUCUACACAUCAAACAUAUCCAUUCCAGCGAGAAGGAGCAAAAAUCUUUCCUUUGCACUGACUGUGGACGUUCAUUUGCUUCUAAAAACCCUUUAACGAAACAUAUGAACAUACACAAAGAAGGACAGUAUGUAUGUUCUUUUUGCAACAAAAAAUUUAAACAGAAAACGUACUUGACAAUUCAUCUUCGAACUCACACUGGUGAAAAACCACAUAAGUGUCAUUUAUGUGAAAAAUCGUUCGCCCAAAGAUCACCCCUCACUGUCCACCUACGACAGCAUACCGGAGAACGUCCUUACUCCUGCAGGAAGUGCCAAAAAGGUUGUUUUACUAAAACUAUUAGAGACAAGCAUGAAAAAUCUUGUAAGAAAUAGUUUUAUAGGAGUUUUACAUUUUAUAAGUAUUUUUGAAUAAAUGUAUUAAUUAAU
Molecule: messenger RNA, 1507 nt
Organism: Diabrotica virgifera virgifera (western corn rootworm)
Lineage: Eukaryota; Metazoa; Arthropoda; Insecta; Coleoptera; Chrysomelidae
Product: zinc finger protein 567-like
Exons: 1
Coding region: 215-1453 (412 amino acids)
Biological process (GO): regulation of transcription by RNA polymerase II
Cellular component (GO): nucleus
Molecular function (GO): RNA polymerase II transcription regulatory region sequence-specific DNA binding; DNA-binding transcription factor activity, RNA polymerase II-specific
Source: RefSeq, a predicted model, not a curated record